AUGUUAAAGUAUUUGUACUUAUUAGAUAAUUGCUGGCUCUACAAAAGAUAGGAAUAGAAACUACUUUUGGCAAAUUAAGAAAACAAAAUAGUCUACCAAAAAGUGAUUUUGUAAUCUCAGAUGAUUGAAAAACAGUUGAACCUUAAUUGCAACUAGAAACACUAUUAAAGAAUAGAAAAAGUCAGUUUAGAUUCAUAGUUGCAUAAAAAUGAGAGAUUACUAUGUUAUCAAUGUUUGUUGAGUACAAAUUCGAAUGAAAAAAAAAUGAAUUAUAAUGCGACUGUUUAAGUGAUAGAACAAAAUUAGUAAUUAAAGAGCGAGAUACUAGAAAACUUAUUAAACACUAAUUUAGGAUAAAUAGAACAACUUUAAAGAGAUGUUUGUAUAUUUAAGAGUAAACUAAUUUAAAUGUGUGACAAAGUAGUUUCGUCUACAAAUCAAUGGGUUUCAAAUUUACAAUCCUUUGGUUAUUAAAAUGUCAAAUUCAGCAUAUUUGAUGAGAUUGAUAAUAUAAUUAAAAAUGACUAGGUGAUAUUUUAAAAUCAGCAAAAUUUAUUUUCAGAAUUAAAUUAAAUUAACUAGCAUUAUAUUGAUAAUGUUAUUAAUUAAAUAAAAAAUUUAGAUUUCAAAGAAGUGCUGAUUAGGAAUUGCGAGAAUUUAAAACUAAAUCUAAUUAACAUUAAUUUAGAAUUCGAUAAAUCCAUUUUAUAACGAUAAUAAUAACAGUAAAUUUAGGGAAGUUAUUAAACUUAAAUACGAAAUAUAGAAAAAUAGUUAAACCUCUAACCAUCUAGUGGAAUUGUAAAAAUAGUACCAAUUCAAACAUUAAAAAUGGAAAAGAAUUCGAGCAUGCCAGCUGCUUUUAAUAAUGAUGGAAAUCUAUUAAUAACCUCAGAUUAUUUAAACAAUAUAAUGGUUUGGUAUUUUGAGAAUGGAAAACAAAAUCAUAUAACAACUAUUGAGGUUGGUAAAGCCCCUAGAAGUAUUUUAUUAAGUCGACAGGGGAAUCACCUAAUCACAGGUUUGAAUGGUGGAGGAAUAUAUAUCUGGAAGCAAGUUAAUGAGAAAGAGUGGAGAAGAUCACAAUUAUAUUUGAAACAUGAGUUUUGGGUUAACAAUAUGAUAUUAAAUAAAGCCGAAGAUCAAUUAUUUACUGGAGGUGAAGAUCCUUAUAUAAAUGUGUGGGGUGUGGAUUACUUAAAUAAUGAAUUGACAUUUCUUUAUAAUUUAGAUUCAAAAACCAUUACUAUUUUUUCGUUUAGUUUUAAUGAUUCAGAAAAUCUAUUAAUAUCUUGCAGUGCUUGUGAAUACAUAAUAUGGUAGAAGCAAUAAUCACAAAAUAAAUGGGAAUAUUUAUGUAAUGAAAAGAUAGAAUCACUGUUCUAAGCCAAGUUUUUGAAAGAUAAUUGUUUCUGUCUGUUACCAAUUAAUUAGCGAAUAAAUUCCCUUUUUAUUUACUAAAUUUAUUAAGGAGCUUGUAAUCGAAUUGAAGCUUAAACAAUAAAAUUAAUCAAAGAUAAUGAUUGUGAGGAAUAUAUUAAUUUCCCAAUUCUAUACAAUAAAUUGAAAAAUAUUCUUAUUGCUAAAUCAAAGGGGUUUAUUUAUAUUAUUAGAUAAACCAAAGAUAAUGGCUUUGAAAUUGUAGACAAAAUUGUUUGUUUAAAGCAUGCAAGCAGAGGAAUACUGUCUGAUGAUGGAAAAUUUUUAAUUUUCUUUGAUAUGUCAACUUAGAGUCUAAUAUCUUAUGAGUUAUUAUAUGAAUGA
Molecule: messenger RNA, 1764 nt
Organism: Paramecium tetraurelia
Lineage: Eukaryota; Ciliophora; Oligohymenophorea; Peniculida; Parameciidae
Exons: 1
Biological process (GO): iron-sulfur cluster assembly
Cellular component (GO): cytosolic [4Fe-4S] assembly targeting complex
Molecular function (GO): protein binding
Source: RefSeq, a predicted model, not a curated record